GCUCGGUCUCCUGGCAACUAGAUGCAGGGGCCAUGGCACUCUUAACACCCCAGGGAGUGAAAGAAGUCUUCCAAUUUCAGAGACCACAAGGUCGGGAGCGCCUGCGGAGGCUUCUUAACUGGGAGGAGUUUGACGAACAGAGAGACUCCCGGAGGAGCAUCCUGCUGGACACCCUCUAUGACAGCAUCAUCUUUGCAGUGGGCAAAGGCUUCCCAUGGGUGGAGGUGGCCCAGGUGGUCAAGUUCACAGAAGAGCUGCUUAGGGAAACCAAAGGCUGCUCCAUUACUGAGGCUGUGACGAUCCUGGGGAACAAGCUCAGAGAUUACCAGGACCAUUUCAACACCACCCACCUGCUGGCCCUCUGUGACUACUUCCACCAUACCUUCAUCCGCCACUACAAACUCUACCAGUAUGUCCUGGGCCAGGACCAGCAGGUCGACCUGACCGUUGCCCACCUGGAGGUGUGCAUGCCACCUCAGCCCCUCCCGCUGGCCGAGGGCAUGGACAGGGACUUGUGGACCCACCAGCAGCAGGUGGCUGCGCUAACGGAGGCCGAGGCACAGAAGCGCGCCGAUGUGCUGCUCCUGAAAGAGGCGCUGCUCCUGGAGCUGGAUAGCUCACUGCAGAAGGUGUUCACUGCUGCUGCGCCUGCGCAGCCUGGCCGGGUCCUGGAGAGACAGGAGUUGGAGAGCCUUGUCUGCCAGGUCAUCCACAUCCAGAUGGAGCUCCUGCAGAAGCUGCUGCAGUGCAGGAUCCAGAACACGUUCGCCAUCUUGGACCUGAAGCUCCAGAAGAAAACUCUGAACCUCAACGCCCCCACCCCCAUCCCGCCCCCCAUCACCAGUCACGCAGGCCAGGAGGAAGCCAUGAAGCCCCACAGAGCGAACAAAGAAAAGAAAGUGAAGGCAAGGAAGUAGAAGGCCCCAACUGCCACACGAGACUGACUGGGGACCAGUCACCCACAGCCAUGAGCCGUGCAGCGUGGUGAGUUCAGCACCAACCCACAGAGAGACUUCUCACGAUUAAAAGAAACAAACCCA
Messenger RNA from Rhinopithecus roxellana (golden snub-nosed monkey), 1040 nucleotides. RefSeq names its product chromosome 9 C8orf74 homolog (gene C9H8orf74). Bases 33 to 917 code for a protein of 294 amino acids. The transcript is spliced from 4 exons. Lineage: Eukaryota; Metazoa; Chordata; Mammalia; Primates; Cercopithecidae. The record is from RefSeq and is a predicted model, not a curated record.